Molecule: messenger RNA, 1587 nt
Organism: Talaromyces rugulosus
Lineage: Eukaryota; Fungi; Ascomycota; Eurotiomycetes; Eurotiales; Trichocomaceae
Exons: 4
Coding region: 1-1587 (528 amino acids)
Molecular function (GO): protein binding
Source: RefSeq, a predicted model, not a curated record
AUGGCGAAAUGCAUUUCGCUUGAAAAGUCAACCUCCUGCUCCGCCUUCAAUGUCUCUUCUAUCUCGACCGACAGCUCUCUUGUCGAUAACUACCCGUUUCUUCAAUACGUUUCCAAUGUCGACGACUUUGACAAGCAAUUGACCGACUACGUCCAAGGCGACUAUGUCAAGUCCAAAUACGAGACCCUCUUAGGCUGUUCCAAAGUCAAUCUAACUAACACAAGCGACUACUAUGCUCGGUACACGACCAGCGUCAUCUGUAAUGGCAUUGUGCAGAACUCAAAAACCCUUUGUGGGCUGAAUGAUGAGCAGUCGACCCCUCUCUGCGCCGAUACAUGUGCCCUGUACGCUACUAGCGAGGAGGAAAUCACUGUCAACAACCAAACCUGUGACUCCACAAUUUCCACUUAUAUGAACCAGGUCCGCGCCGACUUUACAAACUGUGCCUUGCCCGCUGAUUCCCUGUCUGGCUCGUGCAUUGUCGGUGAACAAAACGAACCUAAUGAGUGCGGAUUCAGCUCCAACCUCGUGGGAUUAUGCAGCUACUGCGGAACUAGCUCUCCCAACGCAACCGACUCCUGCUGCAUCAAUUCCAACGCGACCACUCGCUGUUCCAACGUCCAUCUCCCCACAACCUCUUCUAUGCCCGCCCUCUUCACAGUCACCGCAACGGCAACAGCCGCCGCGUCGAAAUCGGACAACUCAGGUCUUUCCGGUGGCCAAAUAGCUGGUAUAGUGAUAGGAUCAGUUGCCGGACUCGCUCUCCUCGCCGGUCUAGCGUUUCUUAUCUUCAUUUGUUUGCGAAGGCGCCGUGAAUCGACGAAUGAUAGUGUCUUCAAUCAGCCAAACCCAAGUAGGAGAGGAAAUCAACCAAUGCAAAUGGCUGCUUCUAUUCCUCCUAAGCCGAGCUUCGAACCUGUGCCCGGUGGCCGUGUCGCAAGGAUGUCAGCUCUCCAAGACGAACCCGACGACAUGGAUCGUCGCAGCUCUACUACCAGAGGGGCAUUCCCCGUAGGUGGCGCCAAGUACAGCGACACUUCCGACUCAGAGGGUCUGCUGUCUAGCCCAGAGGCUCGCUCUCGGAGGCAUCCACCAAAGGCAGGCAGACGUCAUGGCUCUCUUUCCAGCACGUCUGUCCUCGGUGACAGUUCUCCUCAAUCCGGUACAGUCGGCCAGUUAUCAUCUCCCGAAGGUGUCGGCAGCGGCCAAUCCGAACAGCUACCCUACUUCCGAGACUACUACUCGCAAGACGACAUCCAUCCAAAUGAGAAGGUUUCGGUGCUAUGGGCCUACCAACCUCGUGCAGCAGACGAAUUUGAUCUGGACCGCGGCGACAUGCUCAAGAUUGUCGGCAUUUGGGAUGAUGGCUGGGCAACUGGUGUUAGAAUCAACGAGCGAGCCGAAGAAUUUGACGAAACACACAACGCCCAGCGCGACAGUGGCGUUUCCAAUGGGUCAAGAGGAGAUUCAAACUCACCGCCUUCGGCUCGAGGAGAGAUCAAAGCAUUUCCCCUUGUUUGCGUCUGCCUUCCACAGCAUUGGAGGAAGAUUAUUGACGGCGACCUGCAUGAGGCUGUCUCUCCAUAG